GAGGUGGCUAAGGCGGCGCUCGCUAAGGAUCAGAGCAGGCGCGACAGGUACUACAAUCGGAGGGUGCGCGAGACUACGAGGUUCACCGUCGGCGACCUCGUGUGGGUAUUGAGGCCGCCGAAGGGCAAAGGAAUUACAAAGCUGCCCCACCAGUGGGUUGGGCCACCGAAGAUCGUGCAGGACGCAGGCUAUGACAACUGGGACGUGGUGAGAGAGGAC
Molecule: messenger RNA, 219 nt
Organism: Phytophthora sojae
Lineage: Eukaryota; Oomycota; Peronosporomycetes; Peronosporales; Peronosporaceae
Exons: 1
Source: RefSeq, a predicted model, not a curated record